This is a messenger RNA of Argentina anserina (silverweed cinquefoil), 1658 nucleotides long. RefSeq lists its product as uncharacterized. The coding region runs from base 54 to 1499 and encodes 481 amino acids. The record is from RefSeq and is a predicted model, not a curated record. NCBI's taxonomy places the organism in Eukaryota, Viridiplantae, Streptophyta, Magnoliopsida, Rosales, Rosaceae. The transcript has 9 exons. Gene Ontology annotation, biological process: tRNA methylation.
CCCACCUCAUUUUUAACAGAACAGAAGAGGAGGAAGAAGAGACCCAAAGUAAUAUGGAAACCCGCUGCAAGUUUUGGCUCCCAAAAAAGAAGAGAUUUUGCGCCAAUGUUCCCCUCACUCCAUCACCGUUCUGUGGCAACCACACACCCAGGUCCGACAGCCAGUGGAUUCCAUGCCCAAUAGACCCUUCUCAUUCUGUGCUUGAAGAGAAUCUUGAAGGUCAUCUUAGGAGAUGCCCGUUGCUCAAACAACUGGAGUCUCUGACUCACCAGCCCUUUUACCAAAAGGGUAUCAAUGCCGGCACAGAAGAAGACCCACAAGAAUUAGAAGUAGUCACUAGUGAAACAGUGGAGGAUUCGGCAUUGGCUGUUGAUGAACCCAAGUCGGGGGAGUUGAUAUACAUUCUUUCGGAAAUGAAGAGGACUGUAUAUGGUAUGUCUGUGCCGGAUUUCUAUAGGUUAGUCGAGAAAAUCGAGUGUGUUCAUAAGUCUAUAUGCAAGGAUAUUUACGAGUCGUGUAAGGUGCCGGAAGCUUGUGGAAUGUGGGUCAAGAGAGAGGUGGACAGAACAAGUUGUUGUUUGCAGAAAUUGCCAUUUCAAGAGAAACAUGUUAUGCAGCAGGUGUCUAUUCUCGGAAACAUGGAAGAUUUCGGGUUGAUAAAGAGUUUCAUUGCGAAGGAGAGGGCUGACUGUGAUGAUGGCAUUGGUUACCCUGUGAAGGAUGAGUUUGAUUAUGGUAAUGAUGUACCUGCGGUUGUUGAGUUUGGAGCGGGGAGAGGGUACUUGACACAAAUGCUGGCGGAUUGUUAUGGCAUUAAAAGGGUCUUUUUGGUUGAAAGGAAGUCAUACAAGCUGAAGGCUGAUCGAUCCUUGCGACAGAAAGAGAGCUUAAUAUUGCAGCGGUUGAGAAUUGACAUUGAGGAUUUAAACCUGAAUGCUGUUGAGACACUGCGUGGAGGUCCUUACGUAGCCAUCGGUAAACAUCUUUGUGGGCCUGCAACAGAUUUGACUCUGAGAUGUUGCCUUGGAGAACAAUCCAAUCAAAGUAAUGGACAGGGAUCUGUUAACCCGAACCUAAGAGGUCUAGCUAUUGCGACGUGUUGUCAUCAUCUUUGCCAGUGGAAGCAUUACAUAAAUAAAAAGUAUAUAUUAGACUUGGGGAUCACAAAAGAGGAAUUUCACGUCAUUAUAUGGUUUACUAGUUGGGCAGUGGAUGCUGAUCAUGGCACAGAUCUUCCUGAUGUUACUGAUUGCAGAUUUCAUCUGGAAUCCAUUGAAAAGAAGCAAUGUGAUGGAGGUGAUGGAGUUGAAGGCGUUGUAAAAAAUAUGAAAGCAGUUGAACGCUCUGCGCUAGGGUUUAUGUGCAAGCAGAUCAUAGACAUGGGUAGGUUAAUGUGGAUGAAGGAACAUGGAUUAGAAGCGCAGUUUCUCAAAUACGUACCAUCUACUAUUUCUCCUGAAAACCAUUUACUAAUUGCCAGAAGCGCCAAUGUUGCUUGAAAACUUUUUGCCCCUACUGAUUUUUAAUGAGAUUAAUAUACUUUUUCGUAAGUUAUAGAUUGAGCUUGUAAUAGUUACUGAAGCCAUUGUUGUACUGAUCUAGUGAACUCUACAUUUAAACUCGAAUUGCAGUUAAAAGAAUUGAAGCAUUGAUACUUG